This is a messenger RNA of Alternaria arborescens, 1116 nucleotides long. RefSeq lists its product as hypothetical. Bases 1 to 1116 code for a protein of 371 amino acids. The record is from RefSeq and is a predicted model, not a curated record. NCBI's taxonomy places the organism in Eukaryota, Fungi, Ascomycota, Dothideomycetes, Pleosporales, Pleosporaceae. The transcript is spliced from 3 exons.
AUGGUGGACCGACGAGCUAGCGACGCAGCUCCUCCACUUCAGACGCCCAUUGCCCCCGUUGCAAAGCGGAAACGACGUGCCUCCUGCCUGGGAGAACAGGAGCGACGCGAGAGAAAGAGAGCUAUUGACCGCGAAGCCCAGCGCUCACUAAGAGAAAAGACCAAAACGCAUAUUGCAGAGCUGGAGCGAACUAUACAGAUACUCCGAGAUCAAGAUCGUAAUGGAGCGACCGCGAGUCUACUGUCUGAGAUUGAUAGCCUGCGAGUGGAGAACGAACGGCUGAGAGAUGUAAUCGAUAGCGUCAAAAGCGUGGUGGGACUGGACUUUGGCGUGUCCGGUAAGACUGCUGCGACAGUAAUGCCACGUCCACGGGCAGAUGAUGGUGGUGAUGAAGGCACCUCCCCUGCUGCGACCAGUGCCGGCCAUCAGUCACCUAAGCCAUGCGCGAUCUCGUCUAGCAGUGCGACAAAACCAUGUCCAUCAACACCCAUCGAUCAAGCAACUACUUUUGUUCCGUCUGCGGUCAAGCGACCGCUCGAUCUUGAUGGCAUGACGGUCAUGACAGACCUGCAUCCACCGGUAAUGCUGGCAAAUCAAAGUCAACAAGUCGAAAUGGAGCUCGACCUCCAACCAGUUCGAGAAAGCUCAGAAGAAGGGGAGGUAGAAGACUUACCCUGGGGCAAUGCACCAGCAACAGCGACCUGGGCACCCAUGAUGGAAGAAAUCUUCGGUCCGAACUGGCGUUGUCCCUCGCCUACUAUCCUCCACAUCGGCAAUCCAGACAACCCAACCUCGAACUUUUCCUCGAUCUGCCCCGUCUGGAAAAAGAGCAACGAGCUCUUCGGCAAAGUCUUCACCUACCAUUAUCGUUCCCCAGGUGCCACGAGCAGCUCUUCUUCCUCCAACAAUAGUCUAGUGCGGUCUGAUACUGCAGAAGCAGGACUGCUCUACCUAGGCAUAAAACAGGGUUGGGACAACUUACCCUCACUGGAAUGGAUGAAGAGUCCAGCGCUCACAAUCUUGAAACAGGUUGACGAGCUGCUUUUCAAGCAUCUGCCCAACGUAGAGAGGUUGGCUGUGGCGUAUAAGAGUUUCAAGUUGCUCAAGGUACGUUGA